Thyridium curvatum is the source of this 1743-nucleotide messenger RNA. RefSeq lists its product as uncharacterized. NCBI's taxonomy places the organism in Eukaryota, Fungi, Ascomycota, Sordariomycetes, Thyridiales, Thyridiaceae. The coding region runs from base 1 to 1743 and encodes 580 amino acids. The transcript has 2 exons. The record is from RefSeq and is a predicted model, not a curated record.
AUGAUCGCCAACGGGCCCUCGGGCUGGCUGCUCGGCGACCACACCGGCCACGACCACUUCUGCCUGCGCUCCCUCCUGGCCUUCUUCUCCAAUCGCGUCUUGAAAGGAGGUCCGAGAUUACUGCUGCAUUUGGCCCUCUGUCUGGUCGGCAUAAUUCUCCUCACGAGGCUUCUCCCGGAAAGGGUGUCAGAUGUCACAUUCGGGUCGUCGUACAGCGACCUGGUACGGUGGAAACCAGGCGGCAAGGAGGACGGCCAGCGCCCACCAUCAGAGGAAGAGAUAGGUGGAGGACUGAGGAUAGUGGUGUUUGGAGAAAAUGGUAUCGCCGUGCCAGCACGGUCGGAGAACGGCGGCGGCUCUGAGAGCGCCAAGGGGUGGACCGAGGUGCUUUGUAAAGAGUUGAACUGCACGAGGUAUUUGUCGCUGAUACCUACUCUCAAACCCCCUCAUCGAUCGCUCGUCUCCAACGACGUAUUUGCGGCAGCCGUUGAAGAGGCUAUCCAGGACUCGCAAAGCGCCAACCCGCCAGGACCCGAUUACUCGUUUCUCCACGAUCAGUAUCCCGUGUCCAGCGAUAUUCCCGAUCUCGCAUCCCAGGUGUCGACCUUUUUGUCGAUGCCGGCGCCCGAGAGGCCACCCAGAGAGACGCUUUGGGUGUUUAAUCUCGGCUUUUGGGACGUCUGGUCCCUGGCCGCCCUGCCUCGCGAGGAUUCCUUCAUCUAUGUCGACAGGCUUGUCCAACAAGUAUUCGUCAACGUAGAACGCCUCUAUCAGGCUUCUCUAGAUGGAAAGUCGAUCGCGCACUCGGACUACUAUGGCCGGACGACUCCCGUACCUCAUCUCGAUCCGAACUCGACCUAUCGAAGCACCGGCGACCCCACCAUCGAACCCUUUCGAAUCGUCAUCCCGCAGAUUUUCGACCCAUCGCUCACUCCCGCCUGGGCGCGGGCGCGUCCGGCUGCGAUCAAGCCGCACUCAAAGGUAGAACAGCAGCGGAAUGCUGUUAGUCUGACCGAGAGAUGGAACCAAGGCAUGGCCAACGCCUUGGAAAGCUGGGUCAAGACAGAAGCGCAGAACGAGAAGGACGAGCACGGUCACAAUGGCGUUAUGAGUUCCAAGCCGCCCCCGAACCUGACCUUUGGACGACGCGACGUCGCUGAAGGGAACAAGAAAGAAGAGGAGCCUCAACCCGCUUUGCCACCUCCUGUGCGAGAUGCCGUUUUGUAUGACAUGCCCCACUACAUUAUCCCAUUGAUCAUCGAGCGCCAGUUUCGGGAUCUGGGAUUAGAAGAUGCGACUGGAGUCGGGGCGAACGAGACGGCCGCCGAGUUCGUCGAGGUCCUCGCGCCGUGUGUUGAGGUGGCCUACAACAACACCAGCACCGAGCCCAGUCUUGCUGUCAGUGUCAAGGAAAUAGACAACCCGAACACGGGUGCACCUGGUGACGAUGUUGCCGACGACGAGCAACAGCAGUCCAAGAGGACGCACGAUGUCAGGGCUACCCUGGAGAGCAUGUCGUUUCAUCCGACGACUGGCCGACUCGGAAGGAGGGACGGCGCUGCUUGCGGCGACCCGGAGAAUUACCUCUUCCACGACGCCUUCACCCUAUCCCAGCGCGCGAUCGAGAAUAUCGCUCAGCAGUCGGCGGACAUGGUCCGGUGGAACAUCUCCAUACGGGCGUUCUGGAGCAGCAUCGGCAAGCCGGCCCACCACAGACGGGCGGCAGGGCCAUGGGUCGGCUGA